AUGCCGACUCCCCUCGACAACGCCAUGAAAUCCAAGAAUGCGCUGCUCGCGUUCGGCGGCCUCGUCACAGCAGUGGCCGUCUGGAGCAUCUACGGCGGCGACAUGUUCCCCGCGGCCGCCGACCCGACGGGCAACCCCGAGGAGUGGACGCGGGAGGAGAUGCGCCGGUGGCUCGCAGCGCGCAACCUGUUCCCCGGAGACGCGGCGACGCGCGAGGAGCUUCUCGCUAGGGUUCUGGCCAACAUGCGGAUUCCGAGGGCGUCGGCGUGA
Molecule: messenger RNA, 270 nt
Organism: Verticillium nonalfalfae
Lineage: Eukaryota; Fungi; Ascomycota; Sordariomycetes; Glomerellales; Plectosphaerellaceae
Exons: 4
Coding region: 1-270 (89 amino acids)
Source: RefSeq, a predicted model, not a curated record